UAAUAUCUAUCUUCUGAUUUCAGAGAAAAUGACAAAAUUUUCAUGAGCCAUUGAAAGUACUGUGGGGCCUGGGCUCUGUGCCGACCGUGCCUAAAGGAUUUAGACCUGCGUGCACACGAAUAUGAAAUUAAAAAGCAUGGUUAUCCGAGUAGGAAAUAAAAUCACCCACAUACACAGACAUAGGCACACGCAGUGCUCACACGAAAUCCCCUACAAUUACGAGGACGGUAAACAGGGGCUGUGCAAGCCGGGCGUCCUGCGCGGCCACUGCGAGGGUGUCCUCGGCCACUGGGCAGCAGGGCCGGGCCAGCUCGGAAACCGUCGGAGAGGAGGCCGACCAGGGAAGCUGCUGCCCCGUGGCUCGGUCCGCGCACCGCUCGGUGCCGCGCUCUCAUCUGCGGACGGCCCGCUGGAUUGUUGCGAACGUCCAGCGGCCGCGCGGCGAGGCCGGGUCGCCACGGUUUGCGCACCAGAAAGGGACGAAACGGGAAACAGCCUACCCGCGGCGACGCCACCAACCGAGAAAACGAACGAUCCCACCGCGGAGCCCGAAAAACGAAACGUGGCGCAGGCGCAACGUGAGGCUCGUUGGGGGCGGGACGCGUGCCGCGGAAACGGCCCAAUCAGGGGGUGUCAUGGACGGGCGUUGCAGGAAGGCCCACUGAGGGAACCAGCGUGGGGGGCGCGGCAGGACAGACCAAUGAGAAAGCCGGCGUGUGGGGGCGUCGCAGGACGGGCCAAUGAGAGAGCCGACUUGGGGGGCGUGGCUAUGAGACUAGCGGUGCGGAGCCGGGGCCUGCCCGGCCACAGGGUCAUUUCCAUGCCUGCAUGGACGCGGAGGAUGCAGGACAGUCGCCGCGAAUUUUUAGGACUUUCCAGUUCCAGUUUAGACCUGAAUGUGACGGGUUUGUGUUGCUGUUUGGCAUUCGUAAUUCAAGGAAAUCCCCUCUUCUGGUUGAAAGCACGGUGUGAUUCCCUGGCCCUCCUGCAUCAGCAUCACUUGGAUAAUACAACCGGCAAAUAACCGGAUCCUGCUACAGAUCUGGUGCUGGAAGUGACACCUCAAAUGUCAGCUGAGCUAACCCAAGCUGCUUACCUUCAGGAUCGUUACCAGAGCCAAAACAGUGCUUAGGCUUUCCCCACUCAGACUUCGAUGCCAGAAGAUAAAGUGAAAAAUAAAUGUGUGUCUAAAAAGGAGAGAUCUCGGGGAAUGAUUUGGGUCAACAAGGAAUGUGGAAUUCCAUUUCUCCACAAAUUUUAUUGAUCCUAACAUCUCAUUCACAGACUUUUUGCCCUCCUCAUUUAGACUUCUCCAGCAAACACAGUCCAUGGUAAAUAAUGAUUCUCCGUAGGCCUGUAACAGCAGUAAAUUCUAUUUUCAUAAUUAAAACAACAAAUAAAACGAAAAUGCUAGAA
Neofelis nebulosa (Clouded leopard) is the source of this 1416-nucleotide messenger RNA. RefSeq lists its product as uncharacterized. Lineage: Eukaryota; Metazoa; Chordata; Mammalia; Carnivora; Felidae. The record is from RefSeq and is a predicted model, not a curated record. Bases 122 to 1024 code for a protein of 300 amino acids. The transcript is spliced from 2 exons.